Molecule: messenger RNA, 2288 nt
Organism: Paramecium sonneborni
Lineage: Eukaryota; Ciliophora; Oligohymenophorea; Peniculida; Parameciidae
Source: the annotation of a GenBank genome assembly
AAUUAAACAAUGCAAUUCCUUCAUCUUUCCAUAUGUGUCCUUAUGCUUAUUGUAUCAGUCAAGACAAAUGAUAAUAAUAACAAAAUGUGUGAAGAAUAUUUCAACAGCAUUACAGAAGCAAUCAUGUCUGGAUAAAUACCAAAUAAUUUAUCCCACUAAACAAUUCUCAGCUCUGGAAAAGGACUUUAAGAUUUAGGUUCCUAUUUGGUUUGUAGAGAUACUACUGACUUACAUUAUAUUCAUUUGAGAAUGGUAAGUGGGGGAAGACCUCUACAUAUGGGUUUUUGUUUGCCUCUAUUUUGUGAAAUGGAGUACCUUUAAAAAUACAAUGAAAUAACAAAAGAAUUUAUAAAUAAUCUUACUGUAUUUAUACAUAAUUUUUGUAGAACCUUCAAUACAAUAAGUCAAUGAUUGAAAGUGUAUCUUAUUAGGAUCCUGAAAAAAUGUAUCCAGAAUGGACAUUUGGAACAUAUUUAACUUUGGUUUUAUUAAUUAUCUUAGUAGCUUUAAAUAUUAUCGGAAGCAUCUUUUCGAUAAUAGCAGAAAACAAAAAAAAAGCUUAUGAUGAUGAUUUACAGAUAGAGAUCAAGAAGAAAGCAGCUUAGAAAAUAAAUGAAUCUAAAAUUGAAGAUUCAUCAAUACAAGAUUCCAUAAAUCAAAAUUACAAGAGAUCAGAAUUAAUUUGUAAGUAAGAUACAUAAAAUUAGAAAAUGAAAUCAUGGAGAAUUAGGAGUCUGCAUUUAUGAGUGGUAAAGGCUAAUUUGAAGAGAUUAAAUAUUAGAAAUAUAAGGAGCCAUCUUGGGAAAGAUUAGCUUUAAGUUUUUCGUUUAUUCAUAAUUAUUAAAAACUAUUUAAGAUAAAUGAACCUAAAGGUGAGAAUGCAGGUUUUGUGAUUUUUAAUGGAAUAAGAGCUUUAUCAAUAUUUUGGGUCAUUUAUGGUCAUGAUUAAUUGAUUAGAGGAUCUAAUUCUUUUAAUGUGAUAGAUAUUCCAUAUAAGAUAACUGAACCUGGAUGGGUAACAUUAACACCAGCAGCUUAUUUUGCAGUAGAUACAUUCUUUUUUGUGGGAGGUUUUUUGGCUGCUGUUUUAUUAUUAGAAAAGUUAACUAAAUUAAGAACAAUAAAAUUUUCAUUAGUUCCAGCUAUGUGGUUACAUAGAUUUUUAAGAAUAUGGCCAACAUAUGCAUUUUGUAUAUUAGUUUAUUGGCAAUUAACUGUUUAUUGGUCAGAUGGACCAAUUUGGAAUGAAUAUAUAUCAAUGACAUCUACUUGCGAUAAUUAAUGGUGGAAGAAUAUAUUAUUUAUUGAUAAUAUGUUUUCACAUGGGAAUAAUGGAUUAAACUAUUGUUUUGGUUGGGGUUGGUAUUUAUCUAAUGACUUUCAAAUAUUUCUCAUUACUCCAAUCAUUUUAAUUAUAUAUGCAAAAAAUAAAAAAAUUGGAUUAGCAUUAAUUAUUUUAUUAUUAAUAGGAAGCAUAUUUUCAGCCUACUAUAUUGCUUAUUCUCAUGAUUAUCAUUUAUAGAUAGGUACACCAAAUGCUAAACCAUAACCAGAUUAUUAAGAUGUAUUUUAUUACAAACCUUGGAUCAGAAUAUCACCUUAUUUAAUUGGAAUACUUUUUGGAUUCUUUUAUCGUAAUUACAUUAGUGGACAAAAUAAGAAAUUGGUUGAUUUGGCUUAAAAGAUUAAAGAUAGUGUAUUAAUAAGAACUCUUUUUUAUAUAGUAGGAAUUGGAUUAACUUAAACUAUUAUUUGGAUCAUUGUUCCUCUUUAAAAAGAUAUGAAUGCUUGGCCUCAAUAAGCAUAAUAUUUUUACUAAGCAUUUAAUCGAGUAUUUUUUGUCAUAGGUGUUGGAUUGUGUAUUACUCCUGCUCUUUUAGGUUGUAAAAAUGACCCAUCUAAAUUAAUGUAUUUAAUAGUAAUUAUAUAUUAGACUUGGACAUCCAUUUUGGUAACCAAUAGCAAGAAUUUCAUUCUGUAUGUAUUUAACACAUUUCAUUGUGAUUUUAUUCAUGACUUUCAGUUCAACCUAAUUAGUUUAUUAUUAAUACUCACAUAUUCUUUUUUUCACACUUACAGAUAUUGUAUAUACAAUAAUAAUAGGAGGUAUCUUAAGUUUAGCUAUUGAAGUAAAGUAUUAUUUUAAUUUAGGUACCUUGUAUGAAUUUAGAAAAGAUUCUUUUUGCUCCAAAAAAAUAGCAAGUUCCAAAAUGGAAUAGCAAUUAAGUAGGAGAGAAGAUUGAAUUGUGAAAAAUAAUAUUUGAAAUAUCAUUAAUAAUAUUCAGACA